This is a messenger RNA of Durusdinium trenchii, 1881 nucleotides long. Lineage: Eukaryota; Dinophyceae; Suessiales; Symbiodiniaceae. The record is from the annotation of a GenBank genome assembly.
AUGAUCUACACACCAAAGAGCAAAAGAGCUCGUGUUGGCACAGAGGAUGAGCCGAUGAAGGUGGCAGGGGACCAGCGACCAGGAGAGGAAGAACAAGACCAAGCUCCAGACGCAAAGCCUGGUGCACUCUACGAGCUAGCAAUGCGCUUGAGGGCCUCGGACGCCUCCGUGUUUGAGCGGCUGUGUGACUCAGAGGGUGAUGAGCAAACUGCUGCAUAUAUGCCUGGCCGGGUGCCACCAGAAGCGCAAAGAGGAACGUUGAAGCACACGAUUCGCACACGGCGGCGACUUCAGAGUUUCAACAAGACCUUCGCCCUGACCAGGCAGAUCUUCUCCGCAGACCCCCAGGUUGUGGCCGAGGCCUCACAAGCAGUAGCAAGCGCUAGAAUCGAGGUCCAAUACAUUCUGGGGCAGAUUCCUGUGAAUGAGAAACCGGUGGACUCCAUGCUAGCAAAAUGGCUCUUUGAACGUUUGAAGCGGGUCAAGUUUUUGACCAGCUCAUUCAAGCUGGAGUGGGCACUUGAUUCAGGCGAUGACGUCCGGGACACUUGGGGAGGCGCAGCACGGUUUGGUGAAAUGUUUGCCACUCCUACCAACAUUCAGGCUAUCAACUUGGCCAUCUACUACGGGCUACUCGAAGGAAACACCCUUCGGGCCGCCGACUGCUGCAAGGCCUACCUUCAGAACCCGACGGUUCGACUCAACAAAGCCUUGUACGGCCAUCCAUUGGCGUCCGCCUUUUGGGAUCUUCACCUUCGUCAGGUGCUGAUCGGAGACUUAGGCCUAGAAGCCGUUGAUGGGCGCCCCAGUGUGUUCAUGUGCCCCAAGACGAAGCUGCUCGUUGUCAUCUAUGUUGACGACGUCUUGGUUUCUGGGCCAGAGCGCCACCAGGACCAAUUCUGGGCAGCUCUCAAACGCAAGGUGGAACUAGACGAGGUUGAGCAAUUGAACCAGUUCAUUGGCCGCACUCACGAAAUUGACGGAAGUCAGUGCGUGUUCAAUAUGCUUGAUUAUUGUCAGCAGGCCAUUGACCUGUAUGUUGAGGCUGCGGGGGGUUCUGGGAAGGUCCAGUUUCGCAAGGUUUCUACCCCCUAUGUUUCAGACAGCCUUUUGACACAAGAGGACUAUGAAGUAGAAGGCCAAGUUUCUGCUAAGGCGUCAAGCGUUCUUAUGAAACUUUUAUGGUUGACACGGCUGGCGCGGCCGGAUUUGGCCUAUGCCGUGGGGUCACUAGCCACACAAGUCACCAGGUGGAGUAAAAAUAGUGACAAACAACUCUUCCGCCUAGUCAGCUAUCUCCAUUCUACCCAAGGGCUUUGUUUGGUGUCAAAGGUUCACGAUUCCCCACAGUCAUCCACUUUGGACCUUUUUGUGGACGCGGACCUAGGAGGUUGCCCCUUCACUUCAAAAAGCACUUCUGGCUUGUUCUUAGUGGUGAAGGGACCUCAGGGUACGUUUGCACCUAUAGCCUGGAGUUCUAGAAGGCAGCAGCACGUAGCACGUAGUACGGCAGAUGCGGAGCUCAACUCUUUGAGUGAAGGUCUCCACGAGGAACUGCUCCCUGCUGUCAUGUUGCUUGAAAAACUCCUGACACCCGAACUUUCCCCCAAGCCGAUCGUACACGAAGACAAUUCAGCCGUGGUUCAGGCAAUAGAGAAGGGAUAUAGCAUCAAGCUUCGUCACCUUGCGCGCACACCGCGGCUGGCGUUGGCGUCCUUGCACGAGGCGUUUACGUCUUGGUGUCAGCUAAGGCAGACACCAACUAAGGAUCAGCUUGGUGACUUGUUCACCAAAGCCUUAGCACCAUGCAAAUUUGCCCCGCAGGCCAUUGGCCUUGAAAUUUGGAAGACGGUUCCAGGCCCUAGUUCAGGGCAAGAGUAG